Messenger RNA from Aspergillus nidulans FGSC A4, 1912 nucleotides. Its product is annotated as signal recognition particle subunit SRP68. The record is from RefSeq and is a predicted model, not a curated record. Gene Ontology annotation, cellular component: cytoplasm; signal recognition particle, endoplasmic reticulum targeting; nucleolus. Gene Ontology annotation, biological process: SRP-dependent cotranslational protein targeting to membrane. Lineage: Eukaryota; Fungi; Ascomycota; Eurotiomycetes; Eurotiales; Aspergillaceae. The coding region runs from base 47 to 1912 and encodes 621 amino acids. The transcript has 3 exons. Gene Ontology annotation, molecular function: 7S RNA binding; signal recognition particle binding; endoplasmic reticulum signal sequence receptor activity.
CUCGUUCACAAUAUAGGCCACUUUGCGGGCACACACCACUACAGCCAUGGAUAUUACCGAGUUCAUCUUUGCUCGGAGAGAGGAAGUUCUUGUCGCUGGAGACUAUAACGCUUAUCGCGCACACACAACCCGCAAAUUGCACAAUAUCCGCAAGAAGCUCGGGCAGACUACUCCCAAGGGCAGGAAGUAUACCUCUAAGCCUCCAAUCAGUGCCCAAGCUGUCGGCGAAAAUGCGGCAAACGUCCACGUCCUACUCCUCAGUGCGGAACGGGCGUGGGCCCAAGCGAUGCAUAUGAAAUCAACACAUUCGGCAGAUCCGUCGGCGAAGGGGAUUACAGGUGCCGCUCGGCGUCAUAUAAUCUCGCGGCUAAGCAAAGCAGCUGGAUAUGCUAACCAGCUGGUGGGUCUACUUGAAGAUAAAAGCGGCUCUGGGGCUACCGACGUGGAUGUACUUGAAGCGCGGGCUUAUCUCAGUUCGCUCAUGGGGGCUAUAUAUCUGGAGAAGCGUAACUGGGAGCAGUGCCUUCGAAACUAUUCCGUUUCGCGGGUCAUCUACACCGCGCUAGGUCAGGCAGCGAAGAGGGAUGCAUUCCGUGAUCUUAUGUCCGGCAAUAUCGACCCAAGUCUACGAUACGCAGCAUAUCAGAUGAAGCUUCCCCGAUCAAAGCCCAUACCCUCAUUGGCCAUUGAGUACUUUCCAGCCGAUUCUAGCAUCAGGGCUGAAGUUGAGAAAGCCAAUCCCGAUUGCCUGAAAGAAGAUGCCGCUGGCACGCGAAAAACCGCGGACGGACAAGUCCAGCAACUGCCGGAGACUAUUACUUGGAGGUCACGCACUGUCACAAUAGAGGAUGCCAUGAUAUCCCAAGCGCUCGCAGCGGCGUCGGCUGAGGAAUCUCGACUUGCCGCUUGGUUGAACGCUCCUGAGGGAAACUCCGCGUCUGCAAAAGACAAGGCAGCAGCUUACGAUAGUGUGAUUAUUGCUAGCCAAGACGCUGUCGAUGCCACUAAGACGGCCAUCGACGACCUAGCGAGCGAAGGGGUGGACCCAAGCGAUAAGAGAAUGCAGAGCUUACAGAUAACACGAACCGCCGUGAAUUAUGCCUUGGUCGGCUGGAGAGUUGGACGCAACCGCGUUUUAUGCGGCGAGAAUGACGGGAUUACCUUCGAACCGAGCCGGAGACAGUCUCCAAAGAACAAGAAAGCAACGUCAGAGCACGAUGAACCCAGCGGGAAGAAGUUGACUCGGCUGCGUGAGAGAGUGGUCUUAUACGAUUCCACACUCCAAAGCAUUGAGUUCAUACUUGAGCUACCCGGUGUGGCGGCAGAUUCAGACUUUGUCCAAGAGCUCGAAGCAAAGCGCACUUACUUCCGUGCUUUGCGAUCUUUAACCAUUGGCCGCUCCCACGCCCUGCUUGGGAAAUCUCAGAACGCUCUUGCCCUGUUCUCUCAAGCGCUCUCCCUCGCAUCCAAAGCAGCCGCAUCAAUCCAAUCUACGGCCAACACUGGCAUGGACAUCGACGGCCCCCCGCGCUUAAGCAUCUUCCCAGCACAAGCCAGCUCCCUCGAACAUGAACUUCGCGCCCUCGUCACAAAGUAUCAAGGCCUCGUGACACUUGAAAGCAUAUCCGCGCAGGAACAAUCUUCGAACAAGUCAACCCCCCAGCGCCCGCUCGUCGAGCGCCUCCACGAGUACGCUGGCGACAGCCUUGACCUGAAUAACCUCGUCCCGUACCCACCUGAAAUCCGCCCUAUCCCUGUCAAACCGCUAUUCUUAGAUGUGGCGUGGAAUUACAUAGAUUACCCGCGUGAGGGUAAGGCUGCUGUUUCGUCGGCUCAAGCGCAAGCAAAGGUGGAGUCAGUUGCCCAGGAGAACAAGGGUGGGAAACGUGGUUGGUUUGGGUUCGGAAGGUGA